UACCAUUAUACGGAGAAAGCUUUGCGUGUCGCUCGCCACCGGCCGAGUCCGCGAGACUGCCGACCGAGUCCCCGCCACCACUUCCAGAGUUCGAACAGAGUGGAGUCCCACGGUUCUCAAGUGGUGGAGGAAGCUCCGGAUGGUGAAAAAGGGUAUAAUGAAAUUUGAAUUUUAUGGGAGUACAGUAAGAAAGAAGGGAGGUGCGGUAAGAAACAGCCCGGUGAUCACUUGUCCAAAGAGGCCCAAAGCAAAACGCAUGGGUACUCUUCGUUCACACAGUGGUGGUGGAACUGAAUGGAACGAGCAUGGCAAAAAUCACAGAACAAUCUGAAAUGGCGAAGCGCGGAACCUCUGAUUCCGAAUCCGACAACGCUUCGGUUUCAGGGUCAGAGUCCGAGGAGGCGCACGCGAUGGAUAAUGGGAAGAAGUGUGUGACGGAAUACGAGAAACAGAGGCUGUCGAGAAUCGCAGAGAACAGAGCCAGGUUGGAGGCUCUGGGCUUGCCCAAAAUGGCUCUCUCCUUGAAAAGUUCUCAUCUUCGGACCGCUAAGAAGGGAAAAGAGAAUAAGGUUAAAGAAGACGAUGAUGAAGAGUAUUUACCCGAAGACGAGGGAGGACCCGGUUCAAGUUCUUCAAGUGAACAUGAUGAAGACCGUAAAGAUGAAGACUUUGCAACUAAAAAUUCUUCUGGGUCACGGAAAAGGAAGGUGAAGAACAAAGGUUUGGAAAAGAAAGCCGGAGUCUCUGGGAAGAAGGAUGUUGGUAAUUCAGAGUACAUUGAUUAUGAUGAUGAUGAUGAUGAAGCUUUGAGGCAGGCAAUUGCUCUUUCCUUGCAAAACUCUGCCGAAGGUUCAUAUUUACCUGACCAGAAUGUAUUCAAGCUUAAGAAGACUGAGAAAAAGGGAAACAAUCAAACUCAAGAAGAUAAAGGAAGAAAGAAGAACAAAAAAUCGUUUGCAAGUCGGCUGCAACUAACAGAGGAUGAGCUCAUUGUACACUUCUUCCAGCUUGAUGAAGCUGGAAAAGGAACUUUAAAUGUAAGGGAUAUACAAAAGGCAGCUACUGCGCAUGAUUUUUUAUGGACAGACAAAGAGUUAGUUGAUAUGAUCCGCUGCUUCGAUAGUGAUGGAGAUGGAAAGGUAAGGAACACAUGUUCUUUCAUUGAUUUUGUUAUGUUAUUUUGGCUGGAGAUCAAGAACAUUGAAUAAUCACAAGGCUUUAUAACUUUCAAUCUGAAUUUUGAUUGGUAAUCACUAAAUCUUGUAAAACAAAGAAUGGCUAAAAUCAC
Molecule: messenger RNA, 1288 nt
Organism: Vigna umbellata (rice bean)
Lineage: Eukaryota; Viridiplantae; Streptophyta; Magnoliopsida; Fabales; Fabaceae
Source: RefSeq, a predicted model, not a curated record